UCAGGAGGCGAGACAUACUGUUUGCGAUCUCUCUUUCUCCUCUCUUUCCUUUUUCGCAUGAUAAUUCAGAGGGAAGAGAGAGAGAAAAUAAAGAAAACAGAGAGAGAAGGGGGGAGAAAGAUCAAAAGACGAAAUUGACCUCAAUUUCUCUGUUCUUGCUGUUUCUGCUUCUUCUUUGUUUCUUCCCUCUCUCAUUUAGCCGAUUUCAGGUUUGAUAAUUGUUUGUACGGUCGCCAUGAACGAGAAGGCCAACGUCUCUAAAGAGCUUAAUGCCAAGCACAGAAAGAUAUUGGAAGGUCUCCUUAAAUUGCCUGAGAAUAGAGAAUGUGCUGACUGCAAAGCCAAAGCCCUAUUCUGAGCUGGGUUCGCUUCCAAUCCUUCUUGCUGGAGUCACAAGCCUGAACAGAUCAAUGGGAGUAUUCCAGAAUUCCAGAGGUCCAAGAUGGGCAAGUGUAAAUUUAGGUAUCUUUAUAUGCAUGCAAUGUUCAGGGAUCCACAGAAGUCUUGGGGUGCACAUAUCGAAGGUUCGAUCUGCAACCCUUGACACAUGGCUUCCAGAGCAGGUUGCAUUUAUUCAAUCAAUGGGAAAUGAGAAGGCAAAUAGUCACUGGGAAGCGGAGCUGCCCCCCAACUAUGAUAGAGUUGGAAUAGAGAAUUUCAUUCGUGCAAAGUAUGAAGAGAAGAGAUGGCUCCCCAUAGAUGGAAAAGCAAAAUCCCCUCCCAAAGGGCAUGAUGAAAGAUCUCCUGGUCAUUGGCAGAGACCCAGUGAAAGAAGUGGGCAUCAGCGUGCCAGCAGUUCAGAGAAUAUGUUUGAUGAAAGAAAGAAUGCUCAACCACAAAGUUCAAAAGACAGUGUUCCUGUUUCAAGAAUUAGCAUUCCCUUUCCUCCCAAGGGACCUGAACAGGUCACUCCUCCAAAGCCCCAACAGGUUAUUCAGAAAAUUGAAUCUAAAGCGGAGCCAGGUGAACUAACAAAGAAUGUUGCAACUGCUGCUCCUGCGCCUAAAAUUGAUUAUGCUACUGACCUUUUCAACAUGUUAUCUGUGGAUGGUACAAGUGAAAAUUGCUCAGAGGCAGCUUCCAGUGAUGAUAAUGGAUGGGCAGGUUUUCAAUCUGCAGCUGCUGAAGAAGAACCAACAACAGACAAAACUGCUCCAACCAAAGUAGCAGAGAAUAAUACCAACUCCACUUCUGGAAUGGAGGAUUUAUUUAAAGAUACACCUUCCAUAACAAAAACUUCAGUGACAGAGAAACCACAGAAAGAUUUAAAAAAUGAUAUUAUGAGCCUUUUUGAGAAGUCCAAUAUGGUGUCCCCAUUCGCAAUGCAUCAACAGCAGCUUGCUAUGCUAGCACAGCAACAGUCCCUUCUCAUUGCUGCUGCAGCAAAAUCAGGUGGUGCAGACCCAAAAUUUCCUGGCAGUAUUCAACAGCCUGGAUCCAAUGGUGUUAACUCGCCUGCUCAAAAUUGGCCAAAUGUUGGAUACCAAAUUCCCGGAUUAGUGAUGCCAGUAGCGGGGCAGGGUGACUCACGAAAACUUAUGCAGACCGGUAACGCUGGACUCACUAAUCUAGCAGGAAGCUCUGUACCAUACCCAGCAUCUAGCUUUUAUCCCAUGGGGCAGGUUACCCCUGUUAAUGGUGGGAUAACAGCUGGAGUUAAUAAACCUCAAGCGGGAGCUCCAGUUUCAUCAGGGAAUUCAUCACAAUCUGGAAAGGAAUAUGAUUUCUCAUCUUUAACACAAGGCAUGUUCUCAAAGCACUGAAUUUCCCGGGGGACAAUGAUGGCCUUUUGAUACCAAUACCAAGAUAGUUGUAUUACAGGAAAAUAGAUCCUGAAAAGUUUUUUCCUCCUGUAUUGGCGAUUGUAAACUAUUUUGUAGAGGCAGUUUCAGUUUUCGUAUUUCAUAUUUGGUUGAUGGUUCAUUUGUAUGAGCCAGAUGUAUUCAGAGUAAUAAAGAUGGGUUUAGAUUGAUCUCAUAA
Hevea brasiliensis (rubber tree) is the source of this 1980-nucleotide messenger RNA. RefSeq names its product ADP-ribosylation factor GTPase-activating protein AGD5. The record is from RefSeq and is a predicted model, not a curated record. The transcript has 12 exons. Bases 270 to 1763 code for a protein of 497 amino acids. Gene Ontology annotation, molecular function: GTPase activator activity. Lineage: Eukaryota; Viridiplantae; Streptophyta; Magnoliopsida; Malpighiales; Euphorbiaceae.